UCUCCGAGUCGCGAUUACGUAAUUAAAUAUUUGGUUAGCGGCUGCUUUUCCAAUUUUCAAGCAAAUCGAAUUUCCUGAAAUGUAAACAGUUCUUCCUUAUUCUAAUUAUCGAAUGAAUCGUUAGACGCGACGUAGCAGGGCGUGGAAAAUUGUGAUUUAAUGCAAAUAGCAGACGGACUUUUGAACCAAGGCGCGAAACUCUGCGAGCUUUCGGCGAAGGCGCGAAACUCGCGCAGAACCGGAAGCCCCCUACUCGUUUACCACUGGCCAAUCGUCGACUGUUCUGUUUCCCUUCUGGUAGCUAGCCGUUUGUUCCGUUCUCUUUCAUUUCCUAGUGGGGUCUCGACGAGUCGGGUUGUCGGUAAUUUUUCGAGUAUUUGCACGUGCGAAUAAUAGUUCAGAAAUUUACAGCUGGCUAAACCUCGAUAUUCGAUCAAUGAUCGAUCGCGUUGAAAUAAAUAUCUUUGCCAUACAUUAAAAUGGGAUACGCUUAAAGAAUUUGAGUCUCGGGAAUGGAAGCCGGCGUAAGAAGCGAAAGCCACGUGGCGAAGGAACUAACGGAGGAUGAAAUAAACCGGAUUCGCGAGCAGAAUUCUCGUUUGGUACCCGAGCACCGAGCCCUACAGUUGGAAAAGGAAGCGAAAAAGCAUUGGGAUUUAUUUUACAAGCGGAAUGAGACUAGAUUUUUCAAAGACCGACAUUGGACCACGAGGGAAUUUGAGGAAUUGUUGGACCUCGGUGGCGUGAACAAUGGCACUCUACUAGAAGUUGGCUGUGGAGUCGGGAAUCUUUUCUAUCCGUUGCUAGAAGAUGGCUUAAAAAUUGAAAAAAUUUACGCUUGUGAUCUAUCUCCCAGAGCCAUAGAUUUCGUAAAGAAUCAUGAAUUGUUUGACUCAGAAAAAAUAAUGGCAUUUCAAGCAGAUGUUACCGCUCCAGAUUGUUUUUCCAUAGUUAAUCAUCCCAUCGAUGUAGCUACAAUGAUUUUCGUACUGUCUGCUAUACAUCCAGAUAAAUUCCGAGGAGUUGCUGAACGUCUCUUUGCGGUGAUGAGCAGCGGCGGAACAAUCCUAUUUCGAGAUUAUGGACUCUACGACAUGGCGCAAUUGAGAUUUAAGCCAGGUCACAAAAUAUCCGAGAAUUUCUAUGUACGACAAGAUGGCACUAGAAGCUACUACUUCUCCAUUGAAGAAGUACGAGAUAUUUUUGUUUCGGCUGGGUUCCAAGAGUUGACCUGUAGCUACGUUCAACGGCGAACAAUAAACGUGAAAGAAAAAAUAGAUGUGCCCAGAAUCUUUGUGCAGGCUAAAUUCAAGAAACCUUGAGCAAUUCAUAAUUUUCCUGUUCGGAAAGGCUUCAUCAUUGAAUGGCAUGAUCCAACCCCACAUCAGCACUCGAUAGAAUUUGAGAAACAAUAGCUGCUCUCGGCUUAUCGAUAUUCAGAAAGGCUUCAUCAUUGAAUGGCAUGAUCCAACCCCACAUCAGCACUCGACAGAAUUUGAGAAACAAUAGCUGCUCUCGGCUUAUCGAUAUUCAGAAACACUUCGUCUGGUCCUAGUCCGCAUUUGGAACUGAAAUUUCGAUUCCGAGUACAAAAGAUGGGAGAAAUAACUAGACUUGCUAUCGCCUUAAUCAUUCUAGGAGGAAAAUCGCGUGAGCUACUUAUAACGAAGUCACGUGUAGAAAGGCGUCAAGGCACCAGCUUCGCUUGGUGAAAUAAUUUAUCAACGACCCACAAUGAUAUUUACCUCUUGUCAUAAAUGUCUGAAAAUUACGAAUAAAAACUAAACUGAACAAA
Athalia rosae (coleseed sawfly) is the source of this 1795-nucleotide messenger RNA. RefSeq names its product tRNA N(3)-methylcytidine methyltransferase METTL6. The transcript has 9 exons. Lineage: Eukaryota; Metazoa; Arthropoda; Insecta; Hymenoptera; Athaliidae. Bases 513 to 1322 code for a protein of 269 amino acids. The record is from RefSeq and is a predicted model, not a curated record.